GAUUUGUACGAUUCUACAAACUAGACAUGACAGCACAGCAGUUUAACAGUCAUGCAUUCUUGAGAUCUUGAUCCAGAGAUCAAACUGAACUGAAACUAAACAGAAGUACUGAUGAGAGACAUCCAGUUCAGUCCAUCUGCUCAAAUCGCUUUCUGCCCUUGAAGCAGUUUAUCUGCGCCUGCAGACCUGGCUGAGCCAGACAGCUGGACAGCCUGAUAAGUGUGUGUGCAGAGGUCCACACUCCACCAGGAGGUCUUCUCAACUCAACAACUGCACCAAACAGACCAGACCAUUCACAGCCUCCAUGCAACAGUUUGACUUCUGCAAUACUUUUGACUGAGUCUUGUGAAGUCAGUGUCAGGUGUACAGGCAGUUCAGGGGAAUCGCUUCAGUGUUACUUUUAACUUUCUCUCUCAAGCAGUAAUCCCGUUUAACUGUGUGUCCACAGAGUUGUAUAUACCUGUAAAAAUUGUGUGACCCUUUAGCCAAACGUUGGGUUAUUUAGGUUAUAUUGGAGUUCUUCAAACAGUAUUAAAGUUUAACUGCAGGCAUUCCCAAGAGGGGCGAUACAGCCGUGUGCAGUCAUGCAAAAUUUACCAUAAAACCUAUUAUUGAAAGAAAAUUAUUAGAAAAACAUACAACAGAAAAAGAAAAUGCAGCAACAAAACUGCCAACGUGUGGAAUGUGACAGUACACAGCUCUUCUAAAAGUUAAGAUAAUAUCACAAGCACUGAGGCAAGCUGAUCUUCAGUGAACAAGAGACAGCAGCUCUACUGCUGUGUAGAAAAACCUGAAAAACUUUAGCUGUUGAAGUUCAUCUUUAAUUUCACAAUCAGUUAUUUGCAUGUUAAUGCCAAAAGUAUUGGAUUUGCAGUUAAAUCCACACUGAUCAGUUUGUGGGUGCAAAAUAAAUAAAUAAAUACAUAAAUAAACAGGUGUAUCGUGAAAAGCUUGUGUGUUCUUCACACUUAUUUCUUCACUCACCUGUUAGAAGUUAUAAGCAGUGUUUAUUUUUUAAUUGUGGCAAUCGUGGAAAAGAUGUGAUCUUAACAAAUAGAACAUCAAGACAUUGGAUUUUGAAAUACGGCUAAAAUUAUGAAGAAAGAUUUAAAUUCAUUUGGAAACAAUCCGAAUUAGCUCCAAUUUUCGCAAAUUCAAUUGAAUUGCGGGGGACGUGAACUUCCUCGUUGUAAUCAUCUUUUUUCAAAUUUUAAAAUGCACUCUGUACAGAUUUUGUGAGUUUUUUUAAUGCAGCAUUCUGUGAAUACAACACACAUUUGUCGUGUUCGUCGACACGCUUUAAAGUAAAAAAAAAAAAAAAGAAAAAAAAAGAAAAGCCGAACAGAAAAUAUGAAGUUACCUGCGAACAAGCACGUGAGGAAGCGCCAUAAAAGAGGGGGAGGCGAAAAUACCAGAAGUGAGUGAGCCUCUCUCGCUCUCUCUCUCUCGCUCUCUCUCUCGUUUCGUGGCCUGUGCCAAAUUGCGCGCGCACGCAGCCGAGUGCGCCCCUGCCGUGAGGGAUGUCGGAGCUUUGCGCAGCCCCUCUCCACUGAGGCGGACCGCCGGGGCUUUGGAUGCGGGGACCGGGUGACCGCGGGAUCCCAGCCUGUGCUCUGCGGCCCCGGAACGCGGAGUCCCGGGCUGUGCGGGGCAGAACCGAGCCGCUGACCGAGCGACAUGUCCCCGCGCUGUGUGUGGAUGAUGCCAGGACGCGCCGAUCCCGUGUGUAGAUCCUCUGACUGGGAAACUUGUUUGUAGGUUUGUUUUGACCUGAGGCGAGAUGCAUCUGUUCCGGAGUCACAAUUACCAAGUGUUCCCGGACCGCUCCUCUCUGGAAACGCCGACCGUCCGGGGGAUCAGCUGGACUCCGCUGCCAGAGGCUCUGAACUCCAAAGACACCAUGAAGCAGUUCCUUUCGGAUCGUGUCGUGAAGGCAGCCAGAUCAGUCUAUAGCGUUAUGAUCGAGAGGAACCCCGGUCUGAUCCGGGACAGAAAGUAUCACCUCAAAACAUACAGACAGUGCUGCUCUGGUAAGGAGCUGGUCGACUGGCUGAUGAGGCAGAAUGAGGGCCUCCAGUCAAGGAGUCAGGCGGUGGGAAUGUGGCAGGUGUUGGUGGACGAAGGGAUUCUCGCUCAUGUAAAGCACGAGUUGAACUUCCAUGACAAGGACACUCAGUUCUACCGCUUCCAGGACGCCGAGUUCACGCUGAACGGCUCGACAAAUGAAAAGGACUCGGAGGACGAGCUGCAGGAGGCGCUGUCCCUGCUGUCCCAGCUGGGCCCCGACGCCCUGCUCACCAUGAUUCUGCGCAAAGGGCCCAGUCAGAGAAGCGCCGAGGACCUGGAGGUCAUCUACGAGGAGCUGCUGCACGUCAAGGCUGCUGCUCAUCUCUCCACCUCUGUGCGUAAGGAGCUGGCAGCAGUGCUGGUCUUUGAAUCACAUGCCAAGGCUGGAACAGUGUUGUUCAGUCAGGGGGACAAGGGCACUUCGUGGUACAUCAUCUGGAAAGGCUCAGUGAACGUGAUCACACACGGGAAGGGUUUGGUCACGACGCUGCAUGAAGGCGAGGACUUCGGUCAGCUCGCUCUGCUGAACGACGCUCCUCGCGCCGCCACCAUCAUCCUGAGAGAAGACAACUGCCAUUUCCUCCGAGUGGAUAAACAUGACUUCAUACGGAUCCUCAAGGACGUGGAGGCGAACACGGUGCGACUGGAGGAGCACGGGAUGGCAGUGCUGGUGCUGGAGAAGAGCGCAGACUCCAGCGGGCAGGGAGGGGCGGGAAACAACAGCAAAUACACGGUUAUGUCAGGAACGCCGGAGAAGAUCCUGGAACACCUGCUGGACACGGUGAAGCUGGACUCCAACGGAAAUGACGCUAUCGAUCCCUGCGCGAGCGACUUCCUCCUCACCCACAAAGUCUUCAUGUCCUCCAGCCAGCUGUGCCCUGCACUGCUGCACCAUUACCGGGCGGAGCUCUCGGACGGCUCGGACCAGGAGAAGGCCGCCUUCAUCCUCAGCACCAAGCAGAAGGUGGUGAAGCUGAUUGGCCAGUGGGUGGCACUGUUCGGCCUUCUGCUGAGAGACGACCCCAUUGCGUUUGAGUUUUUGGAGAGAAUAAAGAAGGACGUGGCAGCUGAUCACCGGCUCUUCAGUGUGCUGAAGGAACAGUUUCGAGAAAGAAGAAGAACAAGAGUGCUGGAGAACGGAUAUCAUUCACUGAGUCGGAAUCAGCAAUUCGAUUGGUUUUCAAACUGCGAGGAGCCAGUGGGAAGGUUACAGCCAAUCAGAGCACAGGACAAAGUGUUGUAUGAGAUCUUCAGACCAGACAGCAAACCCCUGACCGUGAUGCUGCCCGUCAACACGUCCGUACAGGAAGUGAUGGCGGCGGUCGUCAAACCUGGAGGAGACCACAUCCUGGUCAAGAUGAACUCCGCAGGAGAAAGAGGCCAGCUGAAGCUGGAUGCGACGGCAGUUUACACCGCUCUGGGACUCAAUGAGAGAUUAUUCAUCUGUCCGAGCAGUCAGGUGGAAAAACUGUCGCCCCUGAGAGAGCAGCUGGGCCCCGAGCGAGGAACCACCGACAUCCUGGAGCAGAUGGGCUCCAAAGACACCGCCAACGAGCUCACCAACUACGACUGGGAAAUGUUCACGGCCAUGCACGAGGUGGAGCUCGUCUACUACAUAUUCGGCCGCCACAAAUUCCAGGGCGCCACCACCGCCAACCUGGAGCGGUUCGUGCGGCGCUUCAACGAGGUGCAGUACUGGGUGGUGACGGAGCUGUGCCUCUGUGAAGACCUGGUGAAGCGGGCCGUCCUGCUCAAGAAGUUCAUCAAGAUCGCUUCAGUAUUAAAGGAGCAGAAGAAUCUCAACUCCUUCUUUGCUGUGAUGUUCGGUCUGAGUAACAGUGCAGUGCAGAGGCUUUACAAGACGUGGGAGAGGAUUCCCAGCAAGACAAAGAGAAUCUACUGUGCAUACGAGAGACUGAUGGAUCCAUCCCGGAACCACAGAGCCUACAGGUUGGCCGUGGCGAAGCUCAGUCCUCCGUACAUCCCCUUCAUGCCUCUGCUGCUCAAAGACAUGACAUUCAUCCACGAGGGAAACCCAAACUACAUUGACAAGCUGGUCAAUUUUGAAAAGAUGCGAAUGCUUGCCAAGACGGUGAAAAUUGUUCGAGGAUGCAGAAGUCAGCCGUACGUGGCUUCGUCUCCGCAGAGGGGCCUGGCUGACCGGAUGUUCCUGGAAGGACCAGCGACUCGCAUAUCAACAUACUCGGACCACGCCCUCCCCCUGCGGAGCCCCACCAACAUCCGGCACUACAUUCAAAACCUGAAGGUCAUCGACAACCAGCGCAAACUCACAGAGCUGUCAAGGACAAUCGAGUGCUAGGACAUCACUGCGGACACGCGCAGGUGUACGGUAAAGCUCUGCUCGGCUGCAGCGAAGCGCCACCCAGACUCUGAACAGUGGAGACGGACGGGUGGAGUGAACUGGAAAAUCCACCGCCGUCUAAGAGGAGAAGCACAGCUCAGCAUUGAGAGUGAAAAUGUGCCGCGCUCACAGGAAUGACCUCCAGUGCUCCACCGGUUCACCCGCCAAGCCUUCAGUCACUCCGGCCUUUCCGUGUUGUAAAGCUCUGUUACAAGAUGUACAGCUCACUCCGGUGUCAAACUGCAUUUAUUGUGACCAUUUCUAUACUUUUCAUGUGGAAGAAUUGCACUAAUAAGUACACACACCACACAUCCGUGCCACAGCUAAUCACAUUAGGUCAGUUUUGGGGUUUUUUUUUUUUUUUUACCCCUGCACAAUUGUCAAUUGUUUUCACAUUGAAACUAAAAACAUUGUAUCAGCUCAUUUUGGAAAACAUGCAUAUGAUUUCUUACAAUGUUGUUUUCUAAAUAAAUUAUUUUCCCAGUCA
This is a messenger RNA of Salarias fasciatus (jewelled blenny), 4916 nucleotides long. RefSeq names its product Rap guanine nucleotide exchange factor (GEF) 3 (gene rapgef3). The record is from RefSeq and is a predicted model, not a curated record. The transcript is spliced from 27 exons. Lineage: Eukaryota; Metazoa; Chordata; Actinopteri; Blenniiformes; Blenniidae. Gene Ontology annotation, cellular component: plasma membrane. Gene Ontology annotation, molecular function: guanyl-nucleotide exchange factor activity. Bases 1781 to 4387 code for a protein of 868 amino acids. Gene Ontology annotation, biological process: Ras protein signal transduction.